AGGUCUCUCAGCCUCGCCAGGGUUCCCUGGAGAGAGCUGACGCCCGGGUUCUAUAAUCCUUAUGGGGGACCAACCUUGUGGAUCCGGGAGAUCCACGCUCCCAACUGGAAACACACGGGAAAUCAAGCCUCCAAAAAAGCGCUGCCUCCUAGCUCCACGGUGGGAUUAUCCGGAAGGAACUCCCAACCGAGGAAGUACCCCUCUUCCCUCCGCACCUCCUCCUGCAUCACCCGGCCUGAAGUCGCACCCUCCUCCUCCGGAGAAGUAGUAGAAUAUACUUCUUCCACCACAAACCAGUCUUUGAGGGAUUGCAGUAUGACUCCAUUUCCUUGGUGCAUUUGUAAAAUAGUUCACCCAGUGAAGACAAUGAAGAUUAUUGAAAAUGCUACCCUGCUUUUUCUGAUAUCCUGCACUGGGAAGUUGUGAUUUUUAAGAGUACGGUUCAGGAGAUUUCAGAAUGUAAGGCUUUGAUGCCCUUUGGUGAUUUCAUGGAUAGCUAGGUUGUUUUGGCAGAGCUCUCAAGUCAAUAUCUGUCAACUUCUACAAGCUUCCAAAGUCAGCCAUGAAACCACCACGCUUCAUUUGCAAAAACGUGAAUGAAAGCAAGUUUCCUGACUAUUAUCCUCAACCAUAAAGAGUGUAUAAAAUGGUCCUCAUGGAUAGUAGAUGCAGACAUUUUUCUACAAGUGGACUAUAUGUACCCAACACCCACUAAUAAGAGUGGGUAUUGAUAGGGGUUUUUAUCCUCAUCUCACAAAUUUUUUCAGCUUUAUUGAGGUAUAAUUGACAAAUAAAGUUGUAAGAUGAAGUGUACAUUGUGAUGAUUUAAUAUACGUAUACAUUGUGAAAGUAUAUACGUAUACAUGUGUGAAAUAAUUAACACAUCCAUCACCUCACAUUUAUCUU
Molecule: messenger RNA, 906 nt
Organism: Diceros bicornis minor
Lineage: Eukaryota; Metazoa; Chordata; Mammalia; Perissodactyla; Rhinocerotidae
Gene: NBDY
Product: negative regulator of P-body association
Exons: 4
Coding region: 62-268 (68 amino acids)
Source: RefSeq, a predicted model, not a curated record